This is a messenger RNA of Cimex lectularius (bed bug), 1918 nucleotides long. Its product is annotated as DNA damage-regulated autophagy modulator protein 2. Lineage: Eukaryota; Metazoa; Arthropoda; Insecta; Hemiptera; Cimicidae. The transcript is spliced from 6 exons. Bases 173 to 955 code for a protein of 260 amino acids. The record is from RefSeq and is a predicted model, not a curated record.
UUGUGUUUAUCGGAAUUUUUCUUUAACCUUCACGUCGUCUUUGUUUAAUUGCGUCCUCUGAUAUGAUAAUUCGUUUCAAACGUGGCUUAUUUAUUUAAUUUUAUUUACAUUAUUCCGUAGGCAUUUAUAUUUAGUUUAAUCCGCACGCAUCAAAAGCCUGUGUAAAAUAUGCAUGCCGAGUGACAAAAUGGGCAUUUCAGGCAUUCAAAAUUUGCCUGUACUUCUCUUUUUACUCUUUCCAUUUACAUUUCUAGGAACGUAUUUAGCAGGAGUGUUACAGGGCCAUGUGGAACCUAAUUUCCCUUAUAUAAGCGAUGCAGCAUCUUAUCCACCAGAAAGUUGUGUUUUUAGCCAAUUGAUAAACCUCGGAUCUGUGCUAAUGGUUUUGUUAAUAUAUGUAAGGUAUUGUGCAAUAUGCCAGUACUAUGAGCUCUACUCGAUAUCGCCUAAUAUAAUGGUGUUAAAUAAGCUUGGCCUGUUCCUGGGGAUUUGUUCUGCCCUAGGUCUCAGCAUUGUAGCUAACUUUCAAUCAUUGGCGGUUAAAACGGUUCAUUUUGCUGGGGCAUGUCUCUGUUUUGGAGCCGGCACUCUCUAUUUUUGGAUCCAGGCAUUAUGUUCCUAUCAGAUGCACUCAUUAGUACAUAGCAUUAUCUUGGCUCAUUUUCGUGUUGGCCUUUCAAUGGUUUGUACUGUAUUUUUCGUUAUUUCAUUAGUCACCGGUGUGCAGUCACGUAUAGAGUUUGAUGGUGAUGAUGUGACAAAAUGGUACCCGGAUGAUAAAGGCUGGAUGCUACAUGUAGUAAGCACUGGAUCAGAAUGGAUCACGGCAACUUGCUUUUGUAUAUAUAUUUUAACAUUUUAUUCAGAAUUCAGCCUUAUUUCCUUCACACAUCCAAAGAUUAAUCUUAGACACCAUAUAACAAGCGAAUGUGAAGAGGAUUUGUUGCAUAGCUGAUGCUUAAAUGAAGCGAGUAAAGCACGAAGAAAUUCAGUUCUCAAAAGAGACAGAAUAGAAGAACAUUGCUGGGAAAUAUCCAGUGAGGAAACAGCUCUAAAAACAAAAUUUCUCUCUUUAUCAGUCUCUUUUGUUAUUGCAGCAACUGCUGUAAUACAGGCUCUUAGUUCUUUAGGUCAUGUUCUACAAAGCUUUCUCCAAAUAUUUUCUUGGGAUGAUGAUAACAUAUGAUAUGUGUUGUGUUUCGCCAAUUCAUAUAGAAUUUUUUUAUUUAACAAUCAGAUAGUUGUGUAUGCACAUUUAUUUUUAUUGUAUAUACUAUGUAAUUAUAUUUUAUUAAUGCAAUUUGAUUGGUUUAAAAAAAAUUUAGUUCCAUAAAUACGCACUUCAUAUAGGAGACUGUAAAAUGUACAAGCCCUAGCUUUAAGAAUAGUUUUGUUUUGAAAAGUUAUUCAAUAAUUUUUACAAUUAAAUUAGAUUAAUAUUAGUAGAUAGUCUUCAAAGGUAUUUUAAGAGGCAUCAGUAGCUAAAGUGGAUAGAUUGUAGACAUGGCAUCUUAUUGCUGUAAGGGUCCCCUGGGUUCAAAUCUCUGUGACCCUAACUUCAAACCCAACAUACUUCCCCCCCCUCCCAAAAAAAAGCACCCGUACCCGAGGUGUUGAUUUGACCUCAUAGUUAAAAUGCAUCCAUAAAAAUAUAUAUAUAAUCUAUCCACUACCUUAAAUCAUCGCCAAGCCUCAUACAGCUAGCGCCACAAAGCAAAAAUCAGGUGCAGUAAGAUGGAAAAUAGAACAUCCCUAUCCAGACUUUUCACCUUGUGUCUUUCAUCUUUUUACACCUCUCAUAAAAGCACUUAGUGGAAGCCAGUGAUUCGAUGACAGCAAAGUGGUGGAAGCAUUUGAGCUCCAAUGGUUACAAGAACAUUCUAAGAGUUUUUAUGAUGUUAUAAUUUAAAAAAAAAAA